CUGUGGGGACUUGGGGGCAUGGACCAUGGCCACCAGGACCUCAGGGACAGCAGAGACCGGUGGCUCGAGGCUGUGUCCCUGCGGUUCGCUGCUGAGAUGUGGGCUCUGCAGAGAGAAGAGGGCUCUUAAACCAGCCUAUGGUGAAGCAGCUCAGCAACUGAGCUUUGGAAUCAUGGCUGUGAAUUGGACUGAAUUUGAAAGCAGCUCGGAGAGUACUGCACACAGCAGAGAAGAUGGCAGUGCCAGCUGGGAGCAGUACUUGGAACGGAGAAACCUUGUUCUGCAGUUCCUGCACUCUGACCUGAGCCUCCACCACCUUCACCACCAACGGAAGAAAGCUGAGCUUUUGAAGAAGUGUUGCUUUUACUUGGAGAUUGAGCCCAAACACAUGACUGUGAGAGAACAUAACCUGCAGGUACGUUGCAUUGACAUCUUGGAACUAAUAGAUCCCAUCCAAUGGGAGAGGAUGAAGCAAGUGGGAAAAAAACAGACUGAAAUCCAGCUGUUGCUUUUAACUGAGCUGUUAGAACAGCUGGAACGAGGUCGGGAGGAGCUGAACUGUUGCAUAGAGACCUGUGACAUGAAAACUUUCCUCUCUGAGUGGGACAGGAUUAUGCAGAGACUGUCCAAACUCUCCAAGUUUAUGGAAACUCUCAUUCCCUUGCAAGUGCCAGGACAGGUCUAUGUCAAGCAUCGUUUGGUGACACGUGCAGAACUCACAUAUAUAAACCCCAUCAUUAGGCUUUCUCUCAGUACAAAGAUGCCACUGAUUUUUGAUCGUGAAGAAUCAUUUGCACACAAGGACUGGGCCAAGCUCAAGUGGUUUGAUGAAAAUCCAGAGUCAGGCGUUGAACAAUGUGAACUGCAGAUUAAAAUACUUACAAAUGGGAGUCAGGCAGAAGCAGGAUACAGCAGGCUUCAGCCAGUCAGCUCCAACGUGUGUGUAGUCCAGGACCUGCAGCCUGGCAGAUCAUAUGAAUUCACAAUUAGAAGAUCACACACUCACACAUUUGUCUUUGGAGAUUGGCACGACAGCAUUACGUUGAAGACAAAAACUGACGCUGUUGAAGACGUGGACAGCAGCACUUGGACACUAGAAGGAUAA
Chroicocephalus ridibundus (black-headed gull) is the source of this 1105-nucleotide messenger RNA. RefSeq names its product fibronectin type III domain-containing protein 11-like. NCBI's taxonomy places the organism in Eukaryota, Metazoa, Chordata, Aves, Charadriiformes, Laridae. Bases 26 to 1105 code for a protein of 359 amino acids. The transcript is spliced from 3 exons. Gene Ontology annotation, molecular function: protein binding. The record is from RefSeq and is a predicted model, not a curated record.